CGCUUUGCAUAUUUGAUUAAACCUGCCAGGUCGUCACCGGACGGUUGCGAAAUGUGGGAAUGCCGCGGGGCACCCCGCCGGGAAGGGAGGCGGGAGAGCGCCUGCCGGAGGGCAGGCGUCGUGCCCUUCGUGGCACUGCUCCUGCUGCAGCGGCGGCCGGUGGCCGGGCGGGCGCUGCUGGUGACGGCCGCCGGCUGCCCCGGUCACAGCUUGUGCCGCUCCAACGUCCAGGAGCAGACCCGCAGGCAGGUUGCGCUGCUCAACGCCACCGCCCAGGACCUCUUCAGCCUCUACCUGAAGUGCCAGGGAGAGCCGUUCAGCAGCGAGACGGACAAGCUUUGCAACCCCAAUACCAUCUUCUUCCCUGCUUUCCGCGUCAACCGGACGAGCGAGAGGAAAGAGGUCAUGGUGGCCAUGUACAAGCUCUUCGCCUUCCUCAACGCCUCGCUGGGGAACAUCACGCGCGAUCAGGAGGAGCUCAACCCAACGGCCAAGGAGCUCCUCGACCGGCUCCACAACACCACCAAGACCACCCGGGGCCUCAUCUCCAACCUCACCUGCCUCCUCUGCAAGAACUACAACAUCUUCCAGGUGGACGUCAGCUACGGGGAGAGCUCCAAGGGCAAGAGCUCCUUCAAGAAGAAGCAGCAGGGCUGCCAGGUGCUCAGGAAGUACGUGCAGGUCAUCGCCCAGGCUGCCCGCGUCCUCCUACCUCAUCUCAGCCCCCCGUGAGCACCCGCCCCGGCUCCUCCGCCCCAUGCCCAGCCGCCAGUGAGGAUGGCCGAGGCAACCGUGCUGUCCCACCACCUGCUAAUUUAUUUUCCCUUUGUGGGGCGGACAUCACAGCCUGGUGUGUCCCCGGGCAGAGCAGAGCCGGGGCCGGCAUGCGGCAGGACGCGGCAGCGCAUCCCUGGUCCCGGCAGCCCAGGUGAUGCCGGGGCGCGGGCUGGUCCCGGGAUGCGCCUUGACCAUCCCCACCCUCCCACGGGGUGCUUGGAGCUGGUGGUGGGGCUGGACUCCUCCGUGAUGGAGAGCAACCCUAAGGACAUCCUCGAGCAUCAUCCGAAAGCCUCUACUUCCCCGGGAAAAAGGACUGGGAUGAAGGAUGCGGGGAUGCUGUGGCUGGUGGGGACGUGCACGUUUUGGUGCUGGGCUCCCCGGCAAGGAGACAAACUGAGGUACUGGGGUGGCCGUGGUGGCCGGGGCUGGGUCCCGCCGUCUCCGAGGAGGCCACUGUCUGGGGACAGAGCCCCAGCAGGGAGAAUCACCCGCCCCGCACGGGCACAGCGGGGCACGGAGGGCUCGUCCCUCUCCUUUGGAAAAGUACUUUUCCCAUCGGAAGGGUUCUGAAUGUACCAGUGGCUUGGCCAAGGGCUGGGCUUCGCAUGGCCGAACGCGUCCCCGGCGCCGGGACGCGGGGACACAGGGAUGCUGGGAUGCGGGGAUGGGCCCCGGCCGGUGGCAGGAGGCGCUGGCUCGCUCCUGGCACCGGAGCGGGCGGUGAGGGUUAUUUAUUGCCUCAGUGGAAAGCCCAGCGUGCACUGAGUGCUCUGACCUGGUUUUUAAUAAUGUUAUUAAUAAUAAUUAAUAAUAAUAAUUAAUAAUA
Cuculus canorus (common cuckoo) is the source of this 1606-nucleotide messenger RNA. It is a transcript of the gene LIF, whose product is annotated as LIF interleukin 6 family cytokine. NCBI's taxonomy places the organism in Eukaryota, Metazoa, Chordata, Aves, Cuculiformes, Cuculidae. Gene Ontology annotation, biological process: immune response. Gene Ontology annotation, cellular component: extracellular region. The coding region runs from base 52 to 732 and encodes 226 amino acids. Gene Ontology annotation, molecular function: leukemia inhibitory factor receptor binding; cytokine activity. The transcript has 3 exons. The record is from RefSeq and is a predicted model, not a curated record.